AUGGAUAUCAAUGAAUUACGUAUCAAACUCCAAGAUGAAGAAGAUACAGAGUUACCAGAAGCCAUAUUCCAAGAUUUGGAAACCACUUCCAAGACCACCAUGGAGAAGAAUCUUAAGCGAUUCACAAAGGACAUCAAGUCGUACACAGGAGGAAAAUGGACACAAUCAGGUGCCAUCAACAAGGAAUUCAUCCCUGAACUCAAAAAACGGAGCAUUGACGUCCAUACAGCCAUCCAAGCAAGAUACAAGGAUGCAGACAAGCUUCGACAAGCAGCUCGAGCUGCAACCGAGAUCUACGAGGACCUCCAGGCGCAUCAUCAACAGAGGAGGAAACUAUUCGAAAAACUCUUCGAUUACCAACAGCAGUUCGCUACAUUGACGUCGAAGAAGACGAAGAAAAAGACUUGGCCUUCUCUCCAAAAGCUGUCAAAGAAAUCUUCGAUGCAAGGUACCAAGAGUCAAUUGAAAGGAAAGCCUCAGGUGGAUAUAGAUCUUAUGGAUCUCGACAAGGAUUCAACAACAACCGAGGCAAGCCUUUCUACAGGGGUGCGAGAAAAUCUUUUUUCGGGAGAAACCAUCACCAUCCUCAGCAGACCCAAGGACUCCAACACCGAUCCCGACCAAUCCACCAACCAAUGA
Messenger RNA from Lichtheimia ornata, 639 nucleotides. RefSeq lists its product as uncharacterized. The transcript is spliced from 3 exons. Bases 1 to 639 code for a protein of 212 amino acids. The record is from RefSeq and is a predicted model, not a curated record. NCBI's taxonomy places the organism in Eukaryota, Fungi, Mucoromycota, Mucoromycetes, Mucorales, Lichtheimiaceae.